Messenger RNA from Parathielavia appendiculata, 1305 nucleotides. RefSeq lists its product as uncharacterized. The transcript is spliced from 2 exons. Lineage: Eukaryota; Fungi; Ascomycota; Sordariomycetes; Sordariales; Chaetomiaceae. Gene Ontology annotation, molecular function: flavin-dependent sulfhydryl oxidase activity; flavin adenine dinucleotide binding. Bases 193 to 936 code for a protein of 247 amino acids. The record is from RefSeq and is a predicted model, not a curated record. Gene Ontology annotation, cellular component: mitochondrion.
CGACUCUCACACCACUCUCCCGGUCGCUCUUGGCUUUUACAACUUUCUUUGUCUCUCGUUCUGCAGUCACUCCUUCAAGUUUUCUUUACAGUGCUUGGCGGCACAUUCUCGUCGUCAACCUUUCGACGUUCCCUUUAUCUGAACGGCGCAGAGUGCGGCAGCCGGGGCAGAAAGCGAAACCAGAGCGGAGCAAUGGCGCGGCGGCAGCAUCUUGCGCUGGGCCUAGUGACUGUCAUGCUCUUCCUGGGGCUGACAUAUUUCAUGUCAUUCGGCAAGUCGAGCGAUCAGUACAACACAAUGAGGAUAUCCGAGGACACCUUGAAAAGCCAAACCGAGCACGGCAGCCUCACCAGCAGCGACGACAGCAGCAGCAGCAGCAGCAGCAGCAGUUUCGCCUCAGGCAUCUCCGACAGCAUCCUCCAAGGCGGCUCGAUUGCGCCCAAGCUCGAGAACGCCACAGCAAAAGCCGAACUAGGCCGCGCCUCCUGGAAGCUCUUCCACACCAUGAUGGCGCGUUUCCCCGAGCAGCCGACAGCCGACGACAGCCUCGCGCUCAAGACGUACAUCCAGCUGUUUGCGCGGCUAUACCCCUGCGGCGACUGCGCCUCGCACUUCCAGAAGCUGCUCAAGAAGUACCCGCCGCAGACGGGCAGCCGCAACGCCGCGGCGGGCUGGGCGUGCUUCGUGCACAACGAGGUCAACAAGAGGCUACGCAAGCCCGAGUUUGACUGUAAUAAGAUUGGGGACUUUUAUGAUUGUGGCUGUGGCGAGGAGGACCAUAAGGAUAAGGCGGAGGGGAGGAAGAAGGACGGGGAGAAGGGGGAGAAAGGGGAAGAGCUGAAAGGUCGGGAGAAGGCCGAGGGGAAGGGGGAGGAAUUGCAGGGGCGAGAGAGCGUUACGCUGGAGAAGGAGGAGGGGUUGAGGAGGGGUGGGUGAGGGCUUCUGUUGUGGGUGAAGCAGGAGUUAACGGCGUUCUUGGGUAUCCGGUGGGUUGAUUCUUAUUGUGCGGUUUUGCUUGCUCGCAUGGGAAAUAUGAUGCCGUUUGGAGACCAAAUAGAGAGGGGGCCACUUAUUGGAGAGGUAGAAGGAACCUCAGAGCAGGGACAGACACAACAUGAUUGAAUUCCUGCGCCAGGCCAUGGCAUGAGGGGCGGUUUUCUGGAUUCUCUCUUGCUCCGGAGAUUCACUACCUUAGAGUCUGACUAUGCUGCAGCAGUUAUAACGUAUAGCAUAUCAUGCCCGGGUUUGGAAGUCAUUAGACCUGGUUAGCGCUCUGGAUUCAUAAUGAAAAUGGUCUCAAAUCAC